This is a messenger RNA of Ictalurus punctatus (channel catfish), 6045 nucleotides long. RefSeq names its product F-box and WD repeat domain containing 9 (gene fbxw9). Gene Ontology annotation, biological process: protein polyubiquitination. The coding region runs from base 20 to 1657 and encodes 545 amino acids. The transcript has 9 exons. Gene Ontology annotation, molecular function: protein binding; ubiquitin-like ligase-substrate adaptor activity. NCBI's taxonomy places the organism in Eukaryota, Metazoa, Chordata, Actinopteri, Siluriformes, Ictaluridae. Gene Ontology annotation, cellular component: SCF ubiquitin ligase complex. The record is from RefSeq and is a predicted model, not a curated record.
CAUACAGUUCGUCUUCGUUAUGCGAUUAGUGGAGUGCAUGUCGAUGCCGCAAAUGACAGAUAGAGAGGAUGAGGAGGAGAAGGUGUGUUCAGAGGAAGAGCAGAGUCACAACAGCAGUGACACUCCUCACUCCUCACAGCUCGGGUUAAACUUGAGGCAAUGUGUUAACACCCCAGAGAUGAGUCCUUCGCCUUCUGGCUUACUGGCUCUGCCAUGGGAGAUGGUUGCACGCAUAGCCUCUCACCUGCCCGCUCAGUGCAUUAUCAACGUUCUGCCACAGGUGUGCAGAGCGCUGGGACAGGUGGGUGAAGACAUGUCAGCCUGGCAGCUCCGGGCUCAGCGACUUACAGGACCCCGAAGUUCUUUCCCGGUUGGACCAAGGAAUCGUUUCGAUUGGCCCAGAGCAUGCCUUGAGAUGGAGCAGUUGAUUGAAUGCUGGACAAGGCAAGAAGGAAAAGCAGAGCCAGAGCGAGGGAUUGAGAUUCAGGAUGAAGCUAUUGCAGGAAGAGGAGCAGGAGCAAGACAAGAAGGAGAAGCAGCCACGAACGGAGAAGAGCUCGACGCCGACACAGUGAGACAGCCUGGCCCUGCCGGGAAGGAAAUCAGGCCAGAAGAUGACGGUCUUGAAAGACAUGGAGAAGGAGAAGAGCAGGAAAAUAAUAUAAUCAUCGUCGGAGAAGAGGAAAGAGAGGAUGCUGCCAUCCAGGACGAACACCUGGAGCAAGAAGACAGUGGGAUGAAUGUAAAGACAAGCACCGCACCUGCCCUCGAGCACAUCACGCUCUCCUCAGGCCACAUUGCUGAUGUUAACACAGUCCUGCUAGUUGGAGGUGAGGGCUCCGUGUGUGUCUCCGGUUCCAGAGACCGUAAUGUGAACCUGUGGGAUGUGAGAAGGGGCUCGAGCGAGGUGCUGCUGGGCAAACUGGGAGCUCGUGGCAGUUUCAACAGCACACACCAAGGCUGGGUGUGGUGCCUCGCAGCCAGCGGUGAUCUCCUGGCCUCUGGCUCCUUCGACAGCACAAUAAAGCUCUGGGACCUGAAUGCCGGAGGGGCAGAGAGGGGAAUGAUCCAGAGCCGCGCAGCUGUGCUCUCUCUCACCUGCCAGGGUCACAUGCUGUUUGCUGGGUCACAUGACCAGAAAGUCACCAUUUAUGACACCAGAGCUGCAGAGCCGCUGGUCAAAAGCCUUCGUCUCCAUAGUGACAUCGUGCUGUGUUUGGCCUCUGAUGAGCAGUACAUUCUGUCUGGCAGCAAAGACAACACAGUGGCUGUGUUUGACCGCAGAGCUGGAAAACCACUGAAGAAAAUACAUCUGAUGUCCUACUUGUUGUCCAUGUCGUACAGUGGGCGAGAGGUGUGGGCCGGAGAUUACCAUGGACUUCUUCACACCUUCUCCUUGCAUGAAGGCUCCUUUAAGUCAAUAGCCCAGUUUAAUGUAGGCCACAGUUCUUUGAUGACAGGUGUCCAUCACUCGCCUGGGACUCUUUACACCUGUUCCUCUGAUCGCAUGAUUAAGGUUUACCUUCCAUGUGCGCCCCCGAAGACUCUGUGCACGCUUCAUAAUAAAGCAGUAGUGAACGGGCUGAGUGUUGAGGCAGGAGUGCUGGCUGUAGCCACUGGGGAUAUGAGUGUGGAGGUGUGGAGGCCCAGACAGUGACACUCCGAGCACAGACGGUGUCAUUAGACAGUGUCCAGUGUUUAUGCCGUGAUCACAUAAUCAUCCAAAGGCACUCUGAAGUUUACCUUUACAUGUGCGUACUAACAAAACGUUUGUGUUUAAAGUUCUUAUGUGAGGAAUUAAACAUUUGGGGUGUGAUGGUACAGGAAAAUAAGGAAUUAAGAUGAAUAAAACACUUGAGGACAUGCUGUAAUUAGAUAAGACGUUCUGUAUAUUGGUGGUACCAUAUAACUAUCAUGUCAUUAACUACGUUUACAUGGACAGCAGUAAUCUAAUGAUUGACCUUACUCUGAGUAAGAUAAUAAUGUGAUUAAGGUGUUUACAUGAGUCGCUUUUAGAAUACUCCUGUCAUGUUCCCGUUUUACAUGUUAUAGAACAUAAUUAGAUUAACAGCCCGCGUUAUUAUGUCACCGCGCCACACCGUCCGACGUCCCUCCAGAAUUUCACGUAUCAACAUACAGUUCGUCUUCAUUAUGGUACCGUAUACAGUUUUGGGUGUUUUUAUAAAAAAAAUUUUUACAAACGCUUUAAGUGCAGUUAAUUAUAAGUCAUGCUAUACAACUGUGCAAAUAGACAACUGCUUGAAGCGGUGGGCUGCAUCUCAAACCGUGUAGUUACCGUCUAUAUAGUAGCUGAGAUACAUGUAUUUUUCCCCACUACAGGCAUAUAGUAGGCAAGUAUGCGGUUUGGGACGCAGCUGAACUCUCUUGUUCGCCGUAAAAUGUAAAACUGCCGUGUGUGAUCGUGUCCUGUCGCAAAAUGCGGUGAAAACUCUCACACGACAUUCAAAAUGUGAUUAAGGUGUUUACAUGUCACUACUACACGCCCAUAAUGCGACUAAAACAGGAGUACUCCACCUGUCUUAAUUCGAUUAUUGCUUACUUCGAGUAUGACCUUAAUUAGAUUAAGGUAAGUAAAAAUGGCUGUUUACAUGGUAGUUUCUUAAUUAGAGUAUGGUCUUAAUCGGGUUAAGAGUAGAUUAUUGUUGUCCAUGUAAAUGCACUGAAUGUAGGGAUGCACCUAUACCAAUAACAGUACUCGGGUGUCGGCCCGAUACUCUGCUCAUGUACUCGUAAAACUAACCCGAUACAACCGCACCGAUACCACUUUAUGACAGCGUGACAUAGCCUAACCUCUCGUCAGUUGAGCAGGUAGUCGGUACAGGAGCAAUGUCAGCAAUUUGGAGAUAUUUUAAGAUAGGUGAUGAUGAUAAAAGUAGAGCAGACUGCAAACUAUGCUCUACUAAACUGUCAAGAGGAUGGGUAAAAAAAUUAGCUCAUUUAACACAAGCAGUUUGAUUAAACAGCGCCGAGUGCAAAGAGUUUGCUAAUGCUAGUGUAAGAGGGGUAAAUGAGAACUCGCGAAGGUCCAAUCUCUAAAUGGGUUCGAAUAAUGCAGGCAUACACACGUAGAAAUAAAGCUUUUACUAACUUUAUCGUCAGAGCUACAUUUCCUCAUGGAUCACUGACAUGAACUUUUUCGCGCUCUCCCCGUGCGCAUGUCUCCCGACCCCAACUUGAACUCAGUACGUCACUCGCACAAGCGCAACAGCACUACUUAUCAUACUCAACACAAUUAUACUGAAAUAUAAAUGACUCAUAACAGAAAUUUGCCUAAUCGCACAUAAACAUUUAAAAUAAAAUAAAGCAUUUAAAACUCUUAUACAAAAUAUAAAACAGAGAAAUAAAUUACACUAGCAGAAGGAAAGAGCAACAACCAAGUUUGCAGCAAACGCUGGAGAAGCGAGAGAAAAUGUCCAGAGACAACUCACGGGCAGUAAAAAUAACAGAAGCUCUUACCCAAUUCAUUGCUCUUGAUGACCAACCGUUGUCAGUUGUAGAUAAUACAGGAUUUCGUCGUCUUCUUUGUGUACUUGAACCGAAGUAUGAGAUUCUCAGCCGUCACAACAUUACAGAUACCGCAUUACCAAAGCUGCAUGACUCGGUGAAAAAGCACAUCGGGAACCUGUUGCAGGACAUUUCAGCCUUCAGCUUCACCACUGAUAUUUGGAUUAGCAGUGUCAGUCCUAUGUCUCUUAAAAGUUUAACAGCACAGUGGAUUGAUGAGGAUUUUACUCCCCAGAGAGUCGUUUUACAAGCAACGCAGUUUAGGGAUUCGCACACUGGCCAAGCCAUAGCAGGUGCGUUUGAUGACGUGCUUCAGACGUGGGGCAUUCCGAAAAGUGUGAAGUACUCAUAUCAGUACUUGGUAUCGGCAAGUACUCAAAUGUAAGUACUUGUACUUGGUCUGAAAAAAGUGGUAUCGGUGUAUCCCUAUUACAAUGUUUUAUUCAUCUUAAACCACAGCAGUUUGCCAAUGCUAAGAUUUGUUUUUAUUUAUUAUAGAACGACACAUUGUACCUUUUAUCCAUUUAAUGUUGGAGACUGUCCAAGAAACAAGUUCUUGUUAUCACUUAUGUUAUUGCAGCUUUUAACAGUGGCAGAAAACUUCAGCUUUACCUCUGAUUGAUUGUUUCAAAGUACUAACACUGGAGAUUCCUUUAAUAACUGCAAUCAUAUGGUUUUCUUUGUAAAAUAAUAAGUGUAAUAAUUAAAAGACUGUUCUAUUUGUUUGUUAUUAGACCUAUGCUAUGCGGCACAUCUGCCAUACAAGUCCGGGUGCAUUACUCGCGUAAGUUCUAGAACCAGUACCAAAUUAGAGCAAAGUACGUUAAUAUAAACCUGUGAUUUGAACUGCACCCUGCACUAUUACCCGAGCUACUGUAAUAGGAAAUAAACCAAAUAAAUCAACACUUUUUGGCUAAACAGGUUUUAUAAUGCAACAAUGCUCUGGUUAUCAAACAUUAGAAGUGUGCAUACACUUUUGGAUGCAUCACUAAAGUGUCAGAUACUGGGUUAAAUACCUGAUUCUUAAUUAUAUAUACACUGUAUGGCCAAAACCUUCACACCUAUAUGUUCAUUCUGAACAUCUCAUUCCAGAUUUAGUCUCUCUCUGCUUGUUAUAAUAACCUCCACUUCUCUGGGAAGGCUUUCCACUAGAUUUUGGAGCAUGGCUGUGGGGAUUUGUGCUCAUUCAGGCACAAGGUACGGAUGUCGAGUGGGGAGGCCUGACACACAGCCGGUGUUCCAGCUCAUCCUAAAGGUUGAGGUCAGGGAUCUGUGCAGGCCAUUUGAACUGUUCCAGUCCAGCCUUGGCUAACCAGGUCAUAAUGGACUUCACUUUGUGCACAGGGGCAUUGUCAUGCUGGAAUAUGUUUGGGCCUCUUAGUUCCAGCAAAAGGAAAUUGUAAUGCUACAGCGUACAAAGAUGUUCUAGAACAUUUCUUUGCUACAAACUUUGUGUUGUUGUUUGUAAGUGUGUGUGAGAGUGUGCGCGUGUGUGUGAGAGUGUGUGCCUUGUGCGGUUUCAUCAGGAACGCACCGGAUAUGAUCUUUUCCUCCAUGCUUCCAGUCAUGGCUACAAAAUGCAAACUCCCCAAAAAACAUGGACUCAGUAGUAAAUAAAGUGCAGUUUUUGACAAAGCAUUAGUGCAUGUUGAAUUAGAAGUAUAUAAAUAAUUACAAUCAGAUCAAUGUACAGGCCAGUUAUUGGCAGAGACAGAGCAUAUACGCAGAGGAGCAUAUCACUGCAAAUCCAAUGGAAUAUUCUGGAACAAUGCAUUUGGUUAAACUUGAUGUCAAUAAGCACGGUGUGUUGUGUUCAUUGCUAGCCUUAAAUGAACUGUAAAAUAUUUAAAGUAUCGAAAAUGGCCCAUGCUUUUGGCCUGUAAAAUAGAAGUGGACUGAUAUGAAUCCUAUAAUGCAUGGAUGUUUAUUUAAAAGGGGCAUUUAAACCAGACAAAUGUGGCACCUAUGAAGCGUUUCUAAAAAGCGCUCUUGGAGUAUGGAGGUGGAGUGAAAUUAUUCCUUCAUAGGAAUUCCAGCUUCAUAUCUAUAUCUCUGUCAUUUCCCUUAACGCAAAUUCAAAAAAAAAAAAGUCUCAAAGCUUUAGCUGCCACUUAAGUACAUUGUGCCCAAAUAUUUCAUUGUGGUGUAGUAGUUUACUUGGUUUAAAACUUGAAAAACACUGAUAUUCAUCCUGCAUUUAGACUGACUGAGCAUCUUUUCACAUUCUCUGUCCAGCAAUCGUUACCUAUUAAUGAUUAAGACUAUCAUUAAGAUGAAGUAGCUGGGUUGUUUUUUUUUGUUUUUGUUUUUUUUUGGGUUUUUUUAGCCUAAUCUCAAAUCAUCGGGUAUGCCUUAGUCCCUUACUCUCUUUUACAUUUUUUUUUUUACAUUUACAUUUUUUCACUCUUUUUAUUGUUCUUGUGCACAGUAUUAUUUUCCUCAGUUCCUGUUUGUCAUGUUAAUCCUUACAAUGUGUGUUUUUAAAAAAUAUAUAUAUAUUUAAUAAAGGAUCAGUCUAAA